GGAGGAAUCGACGUGAUCUGAUGACGCUCGCCCCUCGGCGGCGAACAUUGAUGGUGUCAUCGAGGGCCCGCCCACUCGCCGGCGACCCAUUUCCGAGCUGCACCAGAGCAUGAGGAUCUUAUGGAGGCCAUUUGGAUUCUCAAGAAGAAUUCUCAAAGUGGAAAGCUGUAGAAUAACUGAAGCAGAAUCAUUGAGUCCACUAGCUUGGGCAUCACUGAUACAGAAGCUUAGCAGAACACCUGGUAUUUUCUUGUUGGCUCAAAGAAAAAUAUUCUCAACCAUGCCUGAAAUAGAAACGAAUCAGAGGGACUCUGAAUUGUUUUCACCCCCCUCUGAAGUUCGAGGAAUGACAGAACUUGAUAGAACAGCUUUUAAAAAGACAAUCAUCAUCCCGGUGCUUAAAGUGAGGAAAGAAAUAGUCAAUAAAUUGAUGCGAUCCCUUAAAAGGGCAGCACUGCAGCGCCCAGGCAUAAAACGUGUGAUUGAAGAUCCAGAAGAUGAAGAAAGUAGACUAAUUAUGUUGGAUCCCUAUAAAAUGUUUACUGAUGAUUCCUUUGAGAAGGGAGAACUCAGUAUUUUAAAGCAGCUGAAUGUCAGUCCACAGAUAUCUAAAUAUAACUUGGAACUAACUUAUGAAAACUUUAAGUCAGAAGAAAUCUUGAAAGCUGUGCUUCCUGAAGGUCAAGAUGUGACUUCAGGGUUUAGCAGAGUUGGACAUAUUGCCCACCUGAACCUUCGAGAUCAUCAACUGCCUUACAAGCAUUUAAUUGGCCAAGUUAUGAUUGACAAAAAUCCAGGAAUCACCUCAGUGGUAAAUAAAAUUAAUAACAUUGAUAAUACCUACCGAAAUUUCCAAAUGGAAGUGCUAUCUGGAGAGGAGAAUAUGAUGACCAAGGUUCGAGAGAACAACUACACUUAUGAAUUUGAUUUUUCAAAAGUCUAUUGGAAUCCUCGUCUCUCCACAGAACACAGCCGUAUCACAGAACUUCUCAAACCUGGGGAUGUCCUAUUUGAUGUUUUUGCUGGGGUUGGGCCCUUUGCCAUUCCAGCAGCAAAGAAAAACUGCACUGUAUUUGCUAAUGAUCUCAAUCCUGAAUCCCAUAAAUGGUUACUACACAAUUGUAAAUUAAAUAAAGUGGACCAAAAGGUGAAAGUCUUUAACUUGGAUGGGAAAGACUUCCUCCAAGGACCAGUCAGAGAAGAAUUAAUGCAGCAGCUGGGACCACUGUCAAAAGAAAGAAAACACUCUGUGCACAUUGUCAUGAACUUGCCAGCAAAGGCUAUUGAGUUUCUCAGUGCUUUCAAAUCACUCUUAGAUGGACAGCCAUGCGGCAGUGAGCUUUUUCCCAUUGUGCACUGUUACAGCUUUUCCAAAGAUGCUAAUCCUGCUAAGGAUGUUCAGCAACGAGCUGGAACUGUGUUAGGCAUCUCCUUGGAGGCAUGCAGUUCAGUUCACCUAGUAAGAAAUGUGGCCCCUAACAAGGAAAUGUUAUGCAUCACUUUUCGGAUUCCUGCUGCUAUACUUUACAAGAACCAGACCCUAAAUGGAGACAAUCAUGAAGAUCCACCUAUUAAACGCCAGAGGACGGAUAAAGACUCUUAGGAA
Aethalodelphis obliquidens (Pacific white-sided dolphin) is the source of this 1606-nucleotide messenger RNA. It is a transcript of the gene TRMT5, whose product is annotated as tRNA methyltransferase 5. Gene Ontology annotation, cellular component: mitochondrial matrix; cytoplasm. Gene Ontology annotation, molecular function: tRNA (guanine(37)-N1)-methyltransferase activity. The transcript is spliced from 5 exons. Lineage: Eukaryota; Metazoa; Chordata; Mammalia; Artiodactyla; Delphinidae. Gene Ontology annotation, biological process: mitochondrial tRNA methylation; tRNA N1-guanine methylation. The record is from RefSeq and is a predicted model, not a curated record. The coding region runs from base 110 to 1603 and encodes 497 amino acids.